AUGAAUCCUGGAGAUGUUGUCCUUCUUAAGGACGCCUGUGUUAAUCGGAGACAGUGGCCUGUUGGAAGAGUCAUCAAGACUUUCCCAGGUGACGACGGACUUGUGCGGAAGGUCGAGGUCAAAGUCAUCCGAGAGAAUGAAUCUGCUACGUUCAUCAGACCCAUUACGGAGCUUCCACCCGUCCUACACAGUCUGCCAAACUCGGUCUCCAUCAAGGAGAGUGACGUGGGGUCGACAACCACACCUUUAUUGCCAGUGUCACCCCUCAGUAUAAGUGACCCAGAGGGAAACGCCUUCAGUUGUCAGGUCUCCGGAGUUGUCCCUUCAGUCACUGCUUUCACACUCACAUAUGAUGGUUCCGAUUAUAAUUUUUUCAUGACAUCGAACCCUAACUUCGAAUCCGACACAGUGAGUCUCUAUACAGUAACUAUAACAUGUACCGACUCCAACUCAGAGACCGGAACCGGUGACAUCAUCGUCAACAUACUACCCAACACGUCUCCAACUAUUGCUGGUAUGCCAGCCUUUGUGAAUGUACUAGAAGGGGAAACUGUCACAAGACUUGUAUACACCAUCUCUGUUUCCGACGCUGAAUCGAACACAUUCAUAUGUUCCAUUUCUCCAAACACUUUCCCCUUCAACCUAAAAUUAAGUGGUGCAGUUUAUACAGUUCAUCUGAACGAUAAUCCUUCAUUAGACCAGGCAGCAACGCCAUCUUAUAGUAUCACUAUCAUGUGUUCUGACCCAUACGGCCAAUCAAGUGGUGUGUUACAAGUCACCGUCACACCUAAUAACGCCCCGGUGAUAACUGGACUUCCGGCCACAGUCUCUGUUUCCGACAUUGAAACAGCAUCAAGGUCUCUACAGACAGUCACUGUUACAGACUUGGAUGGACAAACCGUUACAUGUAGUGUAACGUCAGUUCCUAACGGUCCAUUUUCCAUGGUCCAGGAUGUAUCCAUUCCAGAAUACAAGGUCUAUUUGGACGCCAAUUCUAACACUGCUAUCGCCGCCGCUGGAGUCACAACCUUCACUGUCACUGUUUCCUGCUCCGACUCAACUGAUACAACAUCCGCAGUUCUUACUGUCGAUGUCACCAGUAACAAUAAUCCUUCCUUGGACAAUUUGCCUGCCUUUGUGAAUCUGGGGGAAAGUGCAGUAGGAUCGACUGCUGUAGCAGACAGUUUGCUAACUUUAACAGUAACAGAACCGGAAGGGGAAACCUACAAUUGUGCCCUUACGCCGGCUGUCACAGGUUUUGCCCUUAUCGAUAAUUCAGGAACCUACAACUUAUACCUAUCCACGAACCCAGGUUUUGAGUAUGAUACAGUACCUCAGUACACAUUGAAUAUUGUAUGUACAGACCAACACGGUAACGCUGCUACCUCCACCAUCACCGUUGAUAUACUGCCCAACACGCCCCCUACCAUUUCCGGUAUGCCAACUUCCGUAACAGUCAAGGAGGGUAUCACUGUUUCCACUCUUGUACACAACAUAUCUGUGACUGAUACAGAUUCAUUCUCGUGCUUUAUCGGAACUACGACACCCGCAUCAGCGCCUUUCAGCAUUCUGCACGGUACUUAUGUGUACGUCGAUGCUGGUGCUGGACUAGACCAGGCUACUACUCCCCAGUAUACGAUCCCAAUCGUCUGUUCAGACAAUUGGGGCUCCUCGACCGGAACACUCACCGUCAAUGUGUCUCCUAAUGGCGACCCGGUGAUCACAGGACUUCCGGUCACGGUGAAUGUCGACGAGACCGAGACUGUCGGGCGGGAUUUGCAUACUUUAGCUGUUACUGACCCUGAAGGGGACCCUAUCACGUGUAGCGUGACGUCAACGCCGACCGGUCCUUUUUCCAUCGUUCAGGAUGUAUCUAUUCCGGAAUACAAAGUCCAUCUGGAUAACGAUGCUAACCUACAGCUGAGCACUGCGGUAGCGACGCAGCACGUGCUAACUAUCACGUGCUCUGAUGAUAAUGGAGGUACCAGUUCAGCAAUUAUGUACGCCGACGUGGCCGGAAAUACAGCUCCAGCAUUCACAGGGUUACCGGACGUUUACUCUGUCUCCGAGAAUCAGGCAGCUGAGAUUGAGAUUUGGGCCCUUUCUGUGACAGACGCAGAGUCAAACGUGUUUAUCUGUAGUAUUUCUGUAGCUCCAGCCAGUUCAGCUUUCGACCUCAGAAAGAAUAGCACCACUGGAGUUUACCAACUCUAUAUCCUGUCCAACCCCGGAUUUAAUCACAACAUAUCACCAUUAUACAAUGUCACAUUCACCUGCGUCGACUCCCCGUCGGGGGCCUCAGGGACAGCUGUCCUUACCGUAGAUGUCAUCGAAAAUCGUCCACCAGAGUUUACCAAUUUACCAGGGGCUGUUUCGCCCGAUCAAGACGCAUUGAACACGGCUAUAUACACCAGUAUUUUCACCGUAACUGCUACUGACGCAGAUCUGGAUCAGGUCUACUUCAGCAUGGAGGCCACCCCGACCACCGAUAGUUUUACUAUCAACAAAGCAACUGGAGUAAUAACAGCAACCAGGAAUCUACAAACAGAGUUAACAAGUGUAUACGUGUUUAAUGUGACCGCUACGGACAACAAACUCUCUACCUCAGCGCUACUCAGCCUCUCUCUCACUAACCUCAACACAGAGCCAACCAUUACCAACCUCGCUCUCAAUUCUGUCACUUCCGUUUCAUUUUCGGAAACUACCGCCUCUCGCACUGUAUUAUAUACCCUGAAUGUAAAUGACCCGGACAGCGGACAGACUCAAUAUGUGACAUUUGACACCACACCUGCUACCGAUGCUGCCUUGUUUAACUUGACAAAUAACGUGCUGUCGCUAGCGCAUCGCAAAAGUUUUAAUUAUGAAGGCCAGGUCACAUACACGCUUGACUUCUAUGUUACGGACGGUAUACACACAACAGGUCCGUACCACCUACAGAUUAUAGUACUAGAGAAGGGGGAGAAAUGCAACUUCGACAAGACACUUUAUGAAUACUCCGUUGACGAAGGAGGGAUUGGAUAUCCGUCCAUUAAUCUUGGAUUCUCCAUAACUGAUCCGGAUAAUCCAGAUUCCCAUAUGUAUACAAUUAUAAGCGGAACAGACUCGCAUCUAUUUGCCAUUGAUCAGAAUAGCGGCAUCCUCACAUUUGCCGUGGAUUAUGAUUUCGACAGCGGCAACCACCCACAGAACGCGACGAUUGUCAUCCAAUGUACAGACACAUACUCUCUGACCGGGACGGCAACCGUGUCAAUAUUCAUCAGAGACAUCAACGACAACAUACCUGACUUCAACGCAGGAGGUUAUGUAGUGGAAGCGAAUCAACUCCAUAGCCCUGGGAACAUUAUCUGGACCAUGAACGCCAGCGACCGGGACUCGGGAAACAAUGCUGAAAUAGAAUAUACUGGAACUUCUUCUACCGGCGAGCCGUAUUACAAACUCGCCAAAAAUGGCCAGAUCAUAUUACUUACAGAUCUGACCUUCGAAUACGGUACAACACAUCGGUUUUAUGUGACAGCUGUGGACCAUGGAAUUCCGCCACUGACCGGAACUACGUAUGUUGAUAUUGUAUAUAGGUAUCGGACCACUACCACGCCCACCACGACCACUACCACACUGGCUCCGACGGACUUUUGGACAGUGGAAAACAUCGCACUUAUAGCGUCUCUGGUGGCUCUAGCGCUGUUGGGACUCAUGUUAUUGCUGUGUUUGUUGCUCAGAAACGCAGGUUGUUGCUCUGGAUUGAAAUGUCCAACAGACUGCAGCAAGAUGUGUAAAUGCCCGAAAAGAACACCUAAUCGUGUUAUCGUGACGCCGAAGAAUCCGAAAGCUACAGAAUGGAAACUUUGGGAUAACAAUGAACUGAACAUACAACGAAAGCCAUUCGUUACCAACGUAACCGAGACGGCCAUACCACAGACCAUGAAAAUGUAAAUCAAAUGUCAGCAGCCUGUGACUCAUACUGGAAUGUCCAUUCAACAGAUUAGGAGAAAUUGAAUGGAGAAAGCACGUUUCGUAUCACAAGCAACGAAGAUGUAAAAUGGACAAAGGAGAUGGAUAUCUCCUUUUAAUAUUGAAUGGUCAUGCUAUGCCCAAACUUUGACAACAAAAACGUCGUUUCAAGUCAAUUGACACCGUGUCAUCCAUGUUAAAGACAUGCCGAUUAGACAUUCUGAUAUUAUCUUUAACUCUACAAUGCAAUCCUUUUGUCACAUUUCACCACAUCAUGAACAGAAACGCGUGACAUCUUUCCAAUUGGAAUCUGGUCUACGGCUUGCCUCUUUCGGAUUGAAAAAUGUUUAACGCGGGACCUUUUUCCAAUUGUAAAUUAUUCUGUGUUUCCGUCAUAGCAAGAGGACGGACCAACAAUGACUCGACGACUGUGGUUCAAUUAAAAUGUCUGGGAAUUCCGAAUGGUUUCGUACGUCAGCCUUUUUCAUCUGGUAACCUACGCAAACCAAUACCACAAACUGUUAUAAUAUUGAUAUAUGUUUUAUAUAUAGUUUGUGUAGCACUGGAAUUUGAGAAUAUGAAUAUUCAUCUAUUUGAUUGAUAUGUAACAAAAUAAUCUGACUCAAGAUAAUUUAAUCGUGUUUUAAUGAUCGUAACUUCACCGGUUAUAUGCAUUUAAACGUAUUUAUUUUUUUAAUGUAUCGAUUUACUGAUAUAUAUAUAUAUAUAUUAAUUCACCUUGUGGUUUAAACGGAAGCGCACUUAUGGUCUGAAUGAUGAAAGAGAUACCAGGUUGCCUGUGGACGGCCAAGUUGCGUCAUAACUUUUUACGCGAGUCCGAGGAGUUGAGACCAAGAGAGUUAUUGGAAGCGUGUUCUCCUUGCGCGACACGGCGACUUUAUUUAAUUUCAUCAAAAGGCUUCAUUAUGCAUAUUCAAGUAUGUGUAAAAUACAUGUACUAAGUUGUGUAUGUUUAUGUCUCAUGUGCCAAAUUUAAUUUAUUGAUCACAUACUUUAAAAAGAACUUGUUAGGAUAAAAUGUCAAUCUAGAAUUAUUAACAAUUCAGUCAUAGACUUCUUCCUGUAGAAAUGUGUCGGUAGGUUAGUAUAGCUAUUUCGUUAAUGCUACACUAUUUAAAGUAUAUUUUAUGCCGUGUGUUUAUACAAUGUAUUUAUAGCAGUUAUUAG
Pecten maximus is the source of this 5136-nucleotide messenger RNA. RefSeq names its product protocadherin Fat 4-like. The record is from RefSeq and is a predicted model, not a curated record. Gene Ontology annotation, molecular function: calcium ion binding. Gene Ontology annotation, cellular component: plasma membrane. Gene Ontology annotation, biological process: homophilic cell-cell adhesion. NCBI's taxonomy places the organism in Eukaryota, Metazoa, Mollusca, Bivalvia, Pectinida, Pectinidae.